Messenger RNA from Fomitiporia mediterranea MF3/22, 1686 nucleotides. Its product is annotated as RNA-binding domain-containing protein. The record is from RefSeq and is a predicted model, not a curated record. Bases 1 to 1686 code for a protein of 561 amino acids. Gene Ontology annotation, molecular function: RNA binding. The transcript is spliced from 4 exons. Lineage: Eukaryota; Fungi; Basidiomycota; Agaricomycetes; Hymenochaetales; Hymenochaetaceae.
AUGGCUGCUGCUGCUACCUCCUCUCCUUCUUCGUCUUUGGCCGCAUCCUCCUCAUCCUCUGUAUCUUCAAGCUCAGACUCUGAACCAGAAACAAAGAAUAAACUUAAGAGGAAAUAUGCCGGGUCGGAUUCAGACUCGGACUCAGAGGUGGAUUCAGAUGAUGUUGAAGGGCACGAAGAUGAAAGUGCAGACUCAGACUCGGGUUUGGAUUCGGAUGCCGACACUUCAAAGACGAAUAAACAGAAGUUAAAGAACCUUGCAAAUGAAGCUAAUAGGAAACGACAGCCGGACGAAGAUGCAGACAUGGACGUAGACGAACAGGAAGGGGAAGGUCAAAUCCUCUCACAUAAAGAACAACGUCGACUCCGAAAGAAACAAAAACAACUCGCUGAACAAAACGAAAAUGACGCGCCUUCCAAAACAACAAAGAAAGCAAAACAAGAGAAAGAGAAGGGAAAGGAUGGCCCGAGGCGGCAAAACUCCAUCUGGGUAGGCAACCUCGCCUUCCGCACCACACCCGAUGCAUUGCGCACGUUUUUCGCUGAUGCGGGCGAGGUGACGCGCGUGAAUAUGCCUAUGAAGGCUGGGAGUGGCGGGAAGGAGAAGGUUAACAGGGGGUUCGCGUAUGUGGAUUUCUCGACUCCCGAGGCGAAGAUUAUUGCUAUUACACUUUCGGAGAAGAACCUCGAUGGACGAAGGUUGUUAAUUAAAGAUGGCGAUGACUUUGCCGGCCGACCCACUUCAACUUCAAGUCCCAUAGAUCCCUCCAACACAAACAACAAUCCAGCAUCCUCAACGAAUCCCAAUCAAAACAGUGACCCAACAGCGACAGGCCACUCAAAAACAGUCCAAAAGAUCCUCAGCGCACAAAAACAACCACCCUGUCCAUGUCUCUUCCUCGGGAACCUAGGGUUUGAAGCGACGCCUGAAGGGAUACGCGAGAUGUUUGAGGGACAUGCGAGGACGCUUGCUGAGUUGCAGAGGGCUAAGGAGAAGAAGGCUAAGGAGAAGGCAAAGGGGAGGAGGGGGAAAGGAGGAGGGAAGGAUGAUGAUCUUCUGGGCGUUGAGAAUGAUAAUGAGAAUGACGGGAGUGAUGAGGAAGACGGUGAAGGAGGGGAGAACGUUGAAGUCGAUGUAGGGAUUAAGAAAGUUCGGAUGGGGACAUUUGAGGAUAGUGGAAUGUGUAAAGGAUUCGCUUUCGUAGACUUCACCUCAACCCAACACGCCACCUCCGCACUCACCAACCCGCGUAACCACUUCCUCGACGGACGUGCGCUCGUGGUGGAGUACGCUUCGCCCGAUGCAGCGAGGAGGGGCGGGUAUCGCGAAAAGUCGAAUCCGAAUUCUGUGUUUGGGAAGAAGAAAGCACCAAAGAGGGGUGGAGAGAACAAAUACGGGGUGAAGAAAAAGGAGAAGCGGAAGAGGGAGGCUGCUGAGAACGAAGACGAGAAUGUGGACGAAGACAGAGAAGGAGUGAGGGACGAAACUGCUCGCAUCGAGGACCCGCCAGUACCAAAAGCAAAACACCAACGAACCACGACCGACAAUAAAGAAGACAGAAAGUGGAAUUCGAAAAUGAAAUCAAAACCAACUAAACGACCUAAACCCGGUGCGGCACUUGCACUUGCCCAACGCGAGAAAUACGCGAUCGUUCCGAGUGAGGGGACUCGAUUGAAGUUUAGUUAA